AUGUUCUCGCAAACCCUCCGUCGUGCUGCGUCCCGGGCUGCUGAUGCCUACCGCUCUCCUUUCGCUCCCAAGUACUACGUUCCUGCCCACGUCCAGGGUCUGACCUUCAACACUGCCACCAAGUACGCUAGCAUUGCUAGCACCUUCGGUGUUGCCGCUGGUACCUUCGCCCUCUUCUUCUUCGGUGAAGUGCCCCGUGUGCGCAACGACAUCCUGCGCAAGGUUCCCUUCCUUGACGCGUACUUCGACCGCAGCAUCCCUGCCGAGGACAACCCGUUCUAA
This is a messenger RNA of Aspergillus thermomutatus, 282 nucleotides long. Its product is annotated as cytochrome b-c1 complex subunit 10. Gene Ontology annotation, biological process: mitochondrial electron transport, ubiquinol to cytochrome c. NCBI's taxonomy places the organism in Eukaryota, Fungi, Ascomycota, Eurotiomycetes, Eurotiales, Aspergillaceae. The record is from RefSeq and is a predicted model, not a curated record. The transcript is spliced from 5 exons. The coding region runs from base 1 to 282 and encodes 93 amino acids.